Molecule: messenger RNA, 1950 nt
Organism: Plasmodium knowlesi strain H
Lineage: Eukaryota; Apicomplexa; Aconoidasida; Haemosporida; Plasmodiidae
Product: CLPTM1 domain-containing protein, putative
Exons: 1
Coding region: 1-1950 (649 amino acids)
Cellular component (GO): endomembrane system; membrane
Source: RefSeq, a predicted model, not a curated record
AUGGGAUCCGCGUUAAGUGUACCAAGUGCCCCAGGCGGCGAGGCGAACGCCGCGAACGAUAACGGAGCUGGAAAUGAAAAUGCCAGGACCCCAUUUUUCCAGAAACUUAUCUCCAUAAUUGUGCAAAUGCUAAUUAUGCACAUGGUGAUGUAUUUCAUAACUGGAGGAAAAAACAAGACAGGAUCAAAACAUGGAAAUAAAAUAGAAGGCAAUAAUUUAACACUAAGCAAUAGCCUAGAACAUGGAGAUAUAUUUGAUCUCUACCUAUUUCUGAGUGACAACCAUUCAGUCGAUUAUGAAUACAUUAAAAAAAAAAGUAAAAUGAUACAAGUGAGGGAAAAGGAAUUAUACACAUAUAAAAAGUUCAGCAAAUAUGAACCCAGUAAAUUUAGCUUCUAUUUAAAUGAUUCUUGGAAGGGAGAAAAAUAUCUCAGCGUCAUUAUGAUCCCACUGCACUUUUAUAAAAAUCGUAAUGGAUCAGAUUUACUGAGUAGCACAAUAAAGAACGAGCUGAAGAAACAACUCCUAAUCGAAAACAUCCCGCUGACGGUGAAAAUGAAGCCUUUCGAAUCGGAAGAAAAUGAGAAAUAUAACUUGAUGGAUGGAAGUUUUCAAAAUAAGAAAAAAAGAAUUAAAGAGGAAAAAGAAAAGAAAGGUGAAAAGGAAAAAAAAGAAGAAUUUUAUCACAUAAAAAAGAGAAUAGAUAUUAACAUUAUUUAUGAUGAAGCAAAACAUCGAGUUAGCGAAUUUAAUAUGCCUCAUUUGAAAAGAUGGAAAAUUAAUGUACACAAUAGUACGUACACUCCUCCAAUAUUUUUAUCCGAUUUCUGGUUGAUAGAAAAUGAUUACUAUGUAUUAGACAGAACCUUUUUAAAAGAUAAGGACAAAAGGAUAAGUUACAUCUCCGUGUAUGAUCCAUAUAGGAUAAGAAAGAGUGAGAAAGAUAUUCAUUCCCAUGUGAUAGAAAAAAAUGCAGACGAAAAUAAGUUAAUACAUAUUGAAAUCAAUUAUGGCACCUGCAGUUUUAUGUAUUAUAUGUUCAUAAAGCAAAUGGAUACAUCUAUACAGAUGAUGGAUAAAAAUGACCAAUCCUUUUCAUUUCAAAAUUUGACGAAUGCAACAGCUACAAAAGAAAUUAACAUGAUGAAAAAAAUUAUAAUGACUACAAAUAUUUACAUGUUAAUUUUCUCUGCUCUCUUUAUUUUACUCCAUUCCAUAUUCUCUUUUUUCGCCUUCAAAAAUGAUAUGCAAUUUUGGUAUCAAAAUGAGUCCAUGGAGGGAUUAUCAGCUCUUAGCGUUAUAACAACUUUUGUGUGUGACAUUAUAUUAGCCUUAUAUUUAUAUGAUUCUGAGAGUACAUCCUGGUUACUUCUAUUCGAGAUGUUUGUUGGCGUGGCGCUCUCUGCGUGGAAAGUUACCAAGGCUGUUCAUGUAUCUUUCAGUAAAUCCUAUCCCUAUAUUUUAUUAAAGGACAAGAAAAAUUACACAGAAUCCAUGACGAAGAAGUAUGAUAAAGUUGCGGUGAAAUAUGUAGGCAUUGUUCUCAUCCCUUGUUUUAUUGGAUAUGCUAUUUACUCUCUAUUCUACUACAAGUACAAAUCUUGGUACUCCUACAUCAUCUCUGUGCUUGCUGGAACCGUUUAUACCUUUGGUUUCAUUAUGAUGACUCCACAACUGUACAUAAAUUAUAAGUUAAAAUCUGUUGAGCACCUACCAUGGAAAGCUCUGAUUUACAAGUCGCUAAACACCUUCAUCGAUGACAUUGCCUUUUUCCUAAUUGACAUGCCAUGGAUGCAUAAGCUUUCCUGCUUUCGAGACGAUGUUAUAUUUUUGUGCUACAUAUACCAGAGGUGCAUAUAUAAAGUGGACAAGAAUCGGAACGAGCAGUUAGCCCAGGGGCAAAACCAAGUGGUGGCUCAGUCUGGGCCCGGAGACAAGAAGAACGACUAG